AUGAUCUAUCACUCGGUCAACUGGUUGGAUGCAUCAAAAGAGAUUACUAGCAUUCAGCUACCCAAUGUAACCAAGGGUGCGAAUACUGGUGUUGGAGGUAAGGAGCAAGAUGCCAGGCUACACAUUUUCGCCGUGUCGCUGGUGCCUGCCAAGCCAUCUGGCGUCAGCCUAGAGAUUGAGCGAGCUCGAUCUACACAGACCUGGAUCGAAGGCACGAAUAAGACUCAGAUUGUCCAAGUGAAGGUCAAUAACGUUGGCACUGAAUGGCUUCUGGCAAAGCAUGGCGUGAAGAUUACAGUCGACUCUCCCGGUCUCACCACAGUCGUGCCUGGCGUUGUCAAUCGCCUUCGACCUGGCGAUCAAGCCACAGUGAAUGUUGGUGUCGUGAAUACUAAGGGUACAGCGGAAGGAUCAAGUGGCGAAGCUACAGCUCUGGUCACUGGUGAUGGUGUCAAUGCCAGCGCGACCUUCAACGCGACUUUCGGUAUUGGUGACUUCGAGCCAACUUACGACAGCAUCUACAGUCACGAACCCGCUCCUUGGUACACGAACGGCAAAUAUGGAAUUUUCAUCCACUGGGGCGUCUACGCCGUGCCUGGCUGGGGUGAUGUGGGCGAGCACGAACAAUACGCAGAAUGGUAUUGGCGGUUCUAUAGUACGGGACCAUUUGAAGACAAUCGCUUUUACAAAUACAACUUGGAAACUUAUGGGGCGAAUCAUGAAUAUGACGACUUCAUCCAAAAUUUCACUGCCGACGCCUGGGAUCCCAAAGAAUGGGUCGAUCUUUUCGCAGAUGCUGGAGCACAAUACUUCACACAAGUGUCUAAGCAUCACGAUGGCUACGCACUUUUCGACAUUCCAGCAAAUAUUACCACACGAACGAGUGUGGCUCAAUUUCCGCACCGAAAUCUCCUUCAAGAGCUGUUCGACGCGGCUGAUCAAUACCAACCACAUCUGCAUAAAACGACCUAUUUCUCGCCACCUGAAUGGUUCCAUCCUGACUAUAAAUCGCUUGGAUUUUCAGCGUGGCCAGGGGGUAAUGCCACGAAUCCAUAUACCAACAAAACCGUUCCAUACCUCGGCUACGUGCCAGUCAAUGACUACGUGCAAGAUCUCAUCCUGCCCGAGAUGCGUAUUCUCGCGGAGAUGGGCACGGAGAUAUUGUGGUGCGAUAUUGGAAUUGGUUCGGGCCCUGAUGCAGACCAACUCGCUGGUGCAACGUUCGCGGCCAAGUACUUCAACGAUAAUGCCGCAAAGGGCAAGCAGGUUCUAAUCAACAAUCGAUGUGGUGGUAUACCAGGCGACUUCGAUACCCCAGAGUAUGCACGGUACGAAAGCGUCCAGGUUCGUAAAUGGGAGAGCAAUCUUGGCAUGGACCCGUUCAGCUACGGUUAUAAUCGUGCUACACCAGACGAUCAAUAUCUCAAGCCUAGAGACAUUGUCGUGAGUCUGAUCGACAUCGUGAGUAAGAAUGGGAAUUUCUUGCUCGACGUUGGCCCGACGGCGAACGGAACGAUCGUCCAAAUUGAGCAGGAUAAUCUGAGAGCUGCCGGGAAAUGGAUCAAGAGUCACGGUGAAGCUAUCUUCAACACGAAUUAUUGGUUCGUGACGGCCGAAGAAGGCGAUACCAUCCGCUUCACACAAAACGCAAAUGCAUUCUACAUUUCCGCACUAUAUGCGCCGAAUGAUACGCUGGUUAUCGACAGUCCGGUGCCAUAUGUGGACGGCGAUGAGGUCACGGUCGUCGGUGGACAGAUGGCUGGCACUGUGGUGCCUAGUGAAUUGUUGAGCAACGGCAGCUUGCAGCUUACUGUCACGGAGGAGAUCAAGAACGCGGACAUGUAUGCGUGGGUAUUCAAGAUCUCUUUUGGUGGGGUCGAAGAUGGAACGAUCGGAGGAACUGCUUCGAUGAGUGGGAGUGGCGGCAAUUCUUCGAUGAGUGGGAGUGGCAGCAAUGCUACGUCGUCCGGUGUGGAGGCGUCGACUGGUGGUGCUGGGAAGCGGGCUCCUGAAUGGGUCAAUCUUGGAGCACUGCUACUGCUUGCUGUCACGUUCUACAUGCUGUAA
Molecule: messenger RNA, 2067 nt
Organism: Pseudocercospora fijiensis CIRAD86
Lineage: Eukaryota; Fungi; Ascomycota; Dothideomycetes; Mycosphaerellales; Mycosphaerellaceae
Product: glycoside hydrolase family 29 protein
Exons: 2
Coding region: 1-2067 (688 amino acids)
Biological process (GO): fucose metabolic process; glycoside catabolic process
Cellular component (GO): lysosome
Molecular function (GO): alpha-L-fucosidase activity
Source: RefSeq, a predicted model, not a curated record